Messenger RNA from Strongylus vulgaris, 549 nucleotides. The record is from the annotation of a GenBank genome assembly. NCBI's taxonomy places the organism in Eukaryota, Metazoa, Nematoda, Chromadorea, Rhabditida, Strongylidae.
GUUCGUACGCCGGUAACCAAUAUGGCACGUACGUCUUUUUUUCAUGUGAAAAGGGGGAAUGUAUGGAUUUGCGCCGUAACUCGACAAAAUGUUAACGCGGCCAUGGUGUUUGAGGAUGCGACUGCACCUGUGACAAAAGAGGAGCAGUCACAAAUUACGUCCCAAGUAACUGGUCAAAUAGGAUGGCGUCGAGAAGGCAUCAAAUAUCGACGAAAUGAAUUGUUCCUCGACGUCAUUGAAUACGUGAAUCUCCUCAUGAGCCAACAAGGUCAAGUGCUCUCCGCUCAUGUUGCUGGUAAAGUUGCGAUGAAAUCAUAUCUAAGUGGAAUGCCAGAAUGUAAAUUUGGCAUUAACGACAAGAUCACUAUUGAUGGGAAAGGGAAAGGCCCAAGUGAUGAUCCUAACAAAGCCGCUCGAGCCUCUGUUGCCAUAGAUGACUGUCAGUUCCAUCAGUGCGUCAAGCUUACGAAAUUUGAUACGGAGCAUGCUAUCUCGUUUAUUCCUCCGGAUGGAGAGUAUGAACUAAUGAGCUUAUCUAAUGAAUAUUGA